Molecule: messenger RNA, 1907 nt
Organism: Megachile rotundata (alfalfa leafcutting bee)
Lineage: Eukaryota; Metazoa; Arthropoda; Insecta; Hymenoptera; Megachilidae
Product: saccharopine dehydrogenase-like oxidoreductase
Biological process (GO): glycolipid biosynthetic process
Cellular component (GO): mitochondrion; lipid droplet; plasma membrane
Source: RefSeq, a predicted model, not a curated record
CUCUAACGAUCUUGACAGACAGCCGCGCAUUUGAUUCCUAUUCCAGCAACACGUUAGUGAACAGACGCAAUUGUGGAGGAGAUUAACUUCGCUAAUUUUAGCAUUGAAAAACAGUUGCAAUCUUGUUCUUUGCCCAUAAUAAGUUUGUAAAUAUUAUAUAGAUAUUAGCAAUAUGGAAGGCGAACGAUUAGAUUUUGUGAUAUUUGGAGCGACUGGAUUUACUGGGAAAUAUGCUGUAAAAGUGGCAGUGGAAUUAGCUAAGGAGAAAAAUUUAAAGUUUGGAGUUUCUGGACGUCGCAAGCAAGCUUUGGAGGCAGUUGUUAAAGAGUUUGCUUCUGAUAUUGAUAAUGUACCAAUCAUAGUUGCUGAUUUAAAAGAUGAAGAAUCAUUGAAGAAAAUGACUGAGCGAGCUAAGGUACUUGUUAAUUGUUGUGGUCCAUAUAGAUUUUAUGGAGAACCAGUUAUUAAAGCAUGUAUUGCAACACGUACUCAUCAAGUUGAUGUUAGCGGAGAACCACAGUACAUAGAAAGUAUGCGAUUAAAAUAUCAUAAAGAAGCUGAAGAAGCUGGUAUUUACAUUAUAAGCGCAUGUGGAUUUGAUAGUAUACCCUGCGACCUUGGUGUCAUAUUUACUCAGCAAAAAUUUGAUGGCGAAAUUAAUUCUAUCGAAACUUAUUUAAAAACUUGGGUAACUGCAAAAGUUACUGGUGCUGUUUUACAUUAUGGAACUUACGAAUCAUUGGUUUAUGGUGUUGCAAAUUCUCAUGAAUUGAAAACCUUACGUAGAAAACUUUAUCCUGAAAAGUUACCUACUUUUAAGCCAAAACUUAAAACAAGAGGCAUAAUUCAUAAAUCACCUGUGUCAGGGGAUUGGUCUACAAUAUUUCCUGGUUCUGAUCGUUCCAUAGCUUUAUACACUCAACGAUUUUUAUAUGAAAAAUACCAACAAAGACCUGCGCAGAUUCAAACAUAUGUUACAUUUAGGUCUUUCCUUCAAGUAGUGGCAGUUUUGUUCUUUGGUUUAGUCUUUGCAUUGCUCUCUAAAUGUAGUUUCGGUCGAAACUUGUUGUUGAAGUAUCCGUCAUUCUUUUCCGGAGGGUUUAUAAGUCGUGAAGGUGGGAAACCAGAAGAACUGGAGAACACUCAUUUUUGUAUUACAUUCAGAGCAAUAGGUUGGUCUGACAAAUUAGCAGAGCCCACUGAUGUACGCAAAGAGCCACCAAAUCAUUUAUUAAUUACUGAAGUCAAGGGCAAAAAUCCUGGAUAUGGUGCUACAUGUACUAUGUUAUUACUUUCUGCUAUAACAAUUCUCAAAGAAUCUGAUAAAAUUCCUAUUAAUGGUGGUGUUUUGUCUCCUGGUGCUGCAUUUAGUAAGACAUCCCUAAUUGAAGAAUUGAAUAAAAAGGAUAUAAGAUUCGAGGUAGUUUCUUCCAGCGAAGUAUAAGAUCUUUGAUCUACUCUUACAUAUAAAAUUCGUCUUGAAAAUAAAUAAAACUGUAAGAACAAGGAGUUUUGCAUUUCUUGCUUUGCAACUACGGUUUAAAUUGAUAUCGAUAUUUUCAAUUUUGUAAGUGAUAUUGACAGUCAAGAAAAAUAUUUUUUAUAGAACUAUUUUUAUGUGUAUAGAUGCAUUUAAAAGCAAGUUAUGAAAAACUCAUAUUUUUUUAAGUAAUGUCAGUAACUGGUAAAUGAGGGUAAUGGAUUUUUUGUUACUCUACAAAAUGUUUCAACAUUUCUUUCAUUUUUGUAAUGUAGUACUGAAUAGUAGAAGCAUUUCCGAAUAACAUACUAAUCUAUAUUAUUGAAUUCUAAACGCUGACGCAGAAUUUAGUUGGUAAUGGAAUUUAUUUAAUUUAUAUUCUUACAGUUAUAAGAAUUCAUAACUGUGCACAAAUAACUUUUCCUAA